Ictalurus punctatus (channel catfish) is the source of this 5074-nucleotide messenger RNA. RefSeq names its product glutamate receptor, ionotropic, AMPA 4a (gene gria4a). The coding region runs from base 290 to 2959 and encodes 889 amino acids. Lineage: Eukaryota; Metazoa; Chordata; Actinopteri; Siluriformes; Ictaluridae. Gene Ontology annotation, biological process: synaptic transmission, glutamatergic; modulation of chemical synaptic transmission; monoatomic ion transport. The transcript has 16 exons. The record is from RefSeq and is a predicted model, not a curated record. Gene Ontology annotation, molecular function: transmitter-gated monoatomic ion channel activity involved in regulation of postsynaptic membrane potential; AMPA glutamate receptor activity. Gene Ontology annotation, cellular component: plasma membrane; dendritic spine; AMPA glutamate receptor complex.
UCUCUCUCCGUUCAGUGCUCGUGUCUCCGCGGAUGUGGACAGUGCGGGCGCGCGCGUUUCGUCCCCAGCCAUGUUUCGUUAAAACUCUUUUAUUUCUUCAUUUAUUUGUUUUUACGUUAUUAUUAAAUAAUAUCAAUCUAUCUAUUGUUUUCUUUUCUCUCUUUCUUUUCUUUUCUUAUAGCAUUUUGUUCUCUCUCUCUCUCUCUCUCUCUCUCUCUCUCUCUCUCUCUCUCUCUCUGCUUCUCCAUGUGACGGGUUUAUUUGAUAUGUUUUCUAUGUGAAUCUCUGCAUGAUGCGGAUGGUCGAACCGGCGCUGCUCUUCGGGCUGUGGGCGCUCGCGCACGGGGCUUUUCCCAGCAGCGUGCAGAUCGGCGGAUUGUUCAUCAGGAACACAGAUCAGGAGUACACUGCGUUCCGAUUGGCUGUGUUCCUCCACAACACGAGCCCCAAUGCCACCGAGGCUCCAUUUAACCUCGUCCCGCACGUGGACAACAUCGAGAGCGCAAACAGCUUCGCUGUCACCAACGCUUUCUGCUCUCAGUACUCGCGAGGUGUGUUCGCGAUAUUCGGUGUGUACGACAAGCGUUCCGUCCACACGCUCUCGUCGUUCUGCGCCUCGCUGCACAUCUCGCUCGUCUCGCCGAGCUUUCCGGCCGACGGAGACACUCAGUUCCUGAUUCAGCUCCGCCCCUCGGUCCGCGGCGCCUUACUCAGCAUCAUCGACCACUACGAAUGGACUCGAUUCGUCUUCCUGUACGACACGGACCGAGGAUACACCAUCCUUCAGGCCAUCAUGGAAAGGGCUGGUCAGAAUGGAUGGCUGGUGAGCGCAAUCUGUGUGGAGAACUUUGGUGAUGCUGCUUAUCGACGCCUCCUUGAAGACCUGGACCGUCGCAACGAGAAUAAGUUUGUCAUUGAUUUAGAGGCAGAACGACUCCAGAACUUUCUAGAGCAGGCGGUGAGUGUAGGAAAGCAUGUGAAGGGUUAUCAUUACAUCAUCGGCAACCUGGGCUUUAAGGACGUGUCUCUCGAGCGCUUCAUGCACGGAGGAGCAAAUGUUACUGGUUUCCAGUUGGUGGAUUUCAGUAAACCGAUGGUGAUCAAACUUAUGCAGCGCUGGAACAAACUCGAUCAGAGAGAAUACCCAGGCUCUGAAACCCCACCCAAGUACACUUCCUCACUGACGUACGACGCCGUCCUGGUGAUGGCCGAAGCCUUCCGGAACCUUCGGCGGCAGAAGAUUGACAUCACGCGCCGCGGAAACGCCGGAGACUGUCUGGCCAAUCCGGCAGCGCCGUGGAACCAAGGCAUAGACAUGGAGCGCACCUUGAAACAGGUACAGAUCCAGGGUCUAACAGGAAACAUUCAGUUUGAUCAGAAUGGACGCAGAGUGAAUUACACCAUGGAUGUGUUUGAAAUGAGGAGCAACGGCCCCCAAAAGAUCGGUUACUGGAACGACAUGGAUAAAUUGGUGUUGGUGCAGAACGAGCUAGCAAACGGAAACGACUCAGCUGGGGAGAACAGAACAGUCAUCGUCACCACCAUCAUGGAAGGACCGUAUGUGAUGCUGAAGAAAAACUGGGAGCUGUACGAAGGGAACGAUCGGUAUGAGGGAUACUGUGUGGAUCUGGCGUCUGAAAUUGCCAAACACAUCAGGAUUAAAUACAAAAUCUCCAUCGUUGAAGAUGGGAAGUAUGGCGCAAGGGAUCCGGAGACCAAGAUCUGGAAUGGGAUGGUGGGGGAGCUUGUGUACGGGAAAGCCGAGAUCGCGGUGGCUCCUUUAACGAUCACCCUGGUGCGGGAGGAAGUGAUCGACUUCUCCAAACCCUUCAUGAGCCUCGGAAUCUCCAUCAUGAUCAAAAAGCCGCAGAAGUCCAAGCCGGGCGUGUUCUCGUUCCUCGACCCGUUGGCCUACGAGAUCUGGAUGUGUAUCGUAUUCGCCUACAUCGGGGUGAGCGUCGUGCUGUUCCUCGUCAGCCGUUUCAGCCCUUACGAGUGGAAACGAGACAUGGACGAAGAAGAGCCGGACGCGGAUCAGCCGCCCAACGAGUUCGGCAUCUUCAACAGCUUGUGGUUCAGCCUGGGAGCCUUCAUGCAGCAGGGCUGUGACUUCACGCCCAGGUCACUGUCGGGGCGUAUAGUGGGCGGGGUUUGGUGGUUCUUCACUCUCAUCAUCAUCUCGUCGUACACGGCCAACCUGGCGGCUUUCCUCACCGUGGAGAGAAUGGUAUCUCCCAUCGAGAGCGCAGAGGAUCUUGCCAAGCAGACUGAGAUCGCCUACGGCACUCUCGAUUCCGGCUCCACCAAGGAGUUCUUCAAGCGGUCCAAGAUUGCGGUGUAUGAGAAGAUGUGGUCGUACAUGAAGUCGGCCGAGCCGUCCGUGUUCACGAAGACGACUGCGGAGGGCGUGGCCCGAGUACGCAGGUCGAAGGGGAAGUACGCGUUCCUGCUGGAGUCCACCAUGAACGAGUACACGGAGCAAAGGAAACCGUGCGACACCAUGAAGGUCGGAGGGAACCUUGACUCCAAAGGCUACGGCAUCGCCACGCCCAAGGGCUCGCAGCUAAGAACCCCAGUAAACCUCGCAGUAUUGAAACUGAGUGAAGCAGGAGUCUUAGACAAACUGAAAAACAAGUGGUGGUACGAUAAGGGCGAGUGUGGACCCAAGGACUCGGGAAGUAAGGAUAAGAGCUCUCAGGCGCUGAGCCUGAGCAACGUAGCGGGCGUGUUCUACAUCCUGGUGGGCGGGCUCGGCCUCGCCAUGCUGGUGGCGCUCGUCGAGUUCUGCUACAAGUCGCGAGCCGAGGAGAAGAAACGGGCGGAAGAGUGGAAGCAGAAACAAGCCGAAUCGGCUGAGCUGAACUUCAGUCCGGUGCCGAGCCCGAGCCCGAGUGUACAGAACUUAGCGACCUAUCGAGAAGGGUACAACGUUUACGGCUCGGACGGCAUAAAGAUUUAACGGAGUUCGCCUUCACCACAGAGACUCCUUAAGGCCCGGCUGUCAAGGGACCGCCAUUUAUGGAUUCCGGCCCUGCCCAUGCCAUGGAGUUCCCAUAGCAACCAAAAAAAUCUCACGCUGUGCCUUACUUACUGCUGACGCGUCGAGGAACACGCUUCCUGCUCAACCAGACUUCGAAAGAGCCUCUCACACGGAUCGUAAAAGAAGUACAAAAACAUAUAAAACACACACUGAAACAGUGCGUCCGCAGGAAAAGGGGCGGAGACGACGCAUCUACGGGAUUUCUUUGACGCCUUAAUAUGAUGACAUCAACACCAAAACCACACCCGCUGAGAAAAUGACCAGAAGACCAGAAAACUGUCAGACUGUAUACAGUUCCUGAUGUAUCGACAUGUUUCCUUUAUUCAGUUAUGACAUGUAGUCUCCUGAGAACGCACCCUCUGUCCCAAAAGCUAGCAUUCCUGACUAGAACGUCUGCCAUUUUAAGCUCUGUCUCAAACACUCCAACACACAGAAUUCUUGAUAGCGGUUAUAUUAUGUUCCGAGUGUUCAUCUGGUGUGAGAGUAUAUGAGUGAGUGGGUGUAUUAUCCAUAUGACCGUAUACAUCAGGUUUAAAAAUGAAAUGCAGUGCUAAGUGUGCUAAUCACGUACUCAAACCACUGACUAGCAGACUGUUAGCUAGCAGGAAAUCAGCUAGCCGCUGUUUAUCGUUUUUGACACAGUAUGUACGUACACACGUCCCUGCUUCCUCAGAACACUUUUAUCAAACACCAGUGUUUGGGAUCCACCCAGAUAACGUAGCUCAAAUAUGGUAGCAUAUUAGCAUUGCUAAUUAGCCGUUUAUUUAAAGCAGAAAAACACCACGUAGUCCCAUAGUUUAAUGUUUGGUAAUUGAUAAAUAAUGAUAUAUUUGUAAAAAAAAAAAAAAAAAGAGAGAGAGAGAGAGACAGAGAGAGAAAACGGCGGGGGGUGGGGGGUGGGGGUCAUGACAGGAAGUAGAAGAACACCACGUGCACAUAAACAUCUAUGCUUUGACCCCGAUGUAAAUAAGUGUAGACACACAGAUCCCACCUGUUUUUAGGUAAUGACUCGUCGCAAUAAUGAAUAUAGGACAACACAAAAUCUUUUAUAUGCACACUUGUAAAAAAUGAAAUGAGUGCAUAGAAUUAUAGAGACUUACAAACUAAAAGAACACCACAGUGUGUGUGUGUGUGUGUGUGUGUGUGUGUGUGUGCGUGUGUGCACGCGAGAGAGAGUCCAUGGCGUCUGUUCUGUUAACACUUGACUUCCAAUACGCUUUUUAUCGCGUCCCCUCUUUGACUGAAUCUGAAUCCACUCCGCCAUCUUAACGACCGGUCCACGUGAUCAGCCUGAGCGAAGUUUAUUAGAUGUGUUUAUUAGAGCACAACUUACCCAGAAGUCAUUGCUGCAAUCGAACGCCGCUUCCUUUUUCCAAACGGCGGAUGAAGGUAACCCUGUAGCCUAGAUUCCAGAAACGUGAAUCUUUCGUUCAUUUAUCUUCACCGUGGAUACAGAGACAAACCUAGGAACAUUCAAUCAAGUCUUAAAUAAAGUUGUGUUUAUUUGCUGGUAAUUAGCUAGCCUAAUCAGCUAACUAGCUAGUGAAUGCUAGCACUGCUAACGGCCGGUCGUACGCUAAGUCACUCUCCAGCGUUUGCACUAAAUUGGUCGUAGAUAUUUAGCAGCCAAGUUCCUGGAGUUAGAAAAGUAGAACGUUAGUUAGCAAACUAGCUAAUUAGCCGGCUGAUAUGACUCCAUAUAGAAAUACGCUGUAAUUCCGUUCGGCUACAUUGUUCUAGCUUCCGAGGUUUACGCUCUACACGCUCUUCCCCUUGUACUACAAGUGUACACUUCAAGUGGCCUAGUACAUUCAUCCUAGCGCUUCAGACUGAGGUGAAGGACCUGUAAAAGCGUAUUGGGACACUGUGUACAUGUCCCUAAGGAAAAGUUUGUUUUAUUUCUGUUUGUUUAGGGGGUUUUGUUGAUUUUUUUUUUUUUUUUUUUCAUUUUACCUUUGGUUUUCUUUCAUCGUUUGCUCAAGAGAUAUAAAUAAAGAUGAGUUUGAAUAAUUAAAGACAAUUUUUUGCUGUUGA